This is a messenger RNA of Cinclus cinclus, 957 nucleotides long. It is a transcript of the gene SRD5A2, whose product is annotated as steroid 5 alpha-reductase 2. Bases 190 to 957 code for a protein of 255 amino acids. Lineage: Eukaryota; Metazoa; Chordata; Aves; Passeriformes; Cinclidae. The record is from RefSeq and is a predicted model, not a curated record. Gene Ontology annotation, biological process: steroid biosynthetic process. Gene Ontology annotation, cellular component: membrane. The transcript is spliced from 5 exons. Gene Ontology annotation, molecular function: 3-oxo-5-alpha-steroid 4-dehydrogenase activity.
AGAGAUGGAGGAGUCCAGCUCCCCUCCGGGUGGGUCGGGGCGCCUCGCCCGCUCCAGCACGAGGGGCUGCACCCUGUGACGAGCCCGGGCGCUGGGAGGCAGCGCGGCGGGGCGGGGUGACGGCCGCGGCUCUAAUAAGGCCGGGGCUGGCUCUGGCCGAGGGCUGUUUGCCCCCGCCCGCCCCCGAGCAUGCAGUGCUUCCCCGGGCUGGUGCUGGCGCUGAGCUCGCUGCUGGGCGCCCUGGCUCUGCUGCAGCUCUCGCUGCACCUGCGGGUGCCGUCCCGCUACGGGAAGCACGAGGAGCGGCUGUGCCGGCCGCGGGGCCGGCUGCCGGCGCGCUGCGCCUGGUUCCUGCAGGAGCUGCCCUCCUUCCUGGUGCCCGCGCUGCUGCUGGCGCUGCGCAGCCCGCCCCGCCUCGAGCCGCUCGGCUGCCGCCUCCUCUGCUGCCUCUUCUGCUGGCACUACUUCUACAGGACAUUUAUUUACCCUUUCUUCACUAGAGGCAGACCUUUCCCACUGCAAUUGCUUUUCUUUGGCAUGUUAUUCUGUAUCUAUAAUGGCUUCCUCCAGGGGUACUACCUGAUUUACUGCGCUGAAUAUCCAAACGAUUGGUGCACCGACAUCAGAUUUACAUCAGGCCUCCUUUUAUUUCUGCUGGGAAUGGGAAUCAACAUUCACAGUGAUCUCCUGCUGCGCCAGCUGAGGAAACCUGGGGAAGUCACUUACAAGAUUCCUCAAGGAGGACUGUUCACCUACGUUUCUGGAGCCAACUACUUUGGAGAAAUUGUAGAAUGGUUUGGUUUUGCCAUUGCAACCUGGUCCCUACCAGCCUUCGCCUUUGCCUUUUUCACUCUUUGCUGCAUUGGUCCACGUGCUUAUCACCAUCACAGGUACUAUCUCAAGACAUUUACGGACUAUCCAAAAUCAAGGAAAGCCUUGAUUCCUUUUGUUUUUUAA